AAAGAAUACUAUCUAUUAUAUAUUUGACCGUAAACAUAGAAUGAAAUAAUUAAACUAAAUCUAGUCUUCUCUUUUACCUCUUGCACAUAGCUCUCUUUAUAAACUCUGUAGAUCCACUUUAACUACAGUUCUUUGUAUUAUAGGACCAGAAAGUUACACUUUUACAAAUUGUUUAUGUCUCGAGUGCUUAAUCAUGGCCUAAGUGUAAUGAUGUUAAGAAUACAUCUAAUCAUGUCUUUUUCCCGUCUUUGCCUGAACUAUUAGCACAUUUUUUUUUUCAGCUUCAUGCCCUUAUAUAUCUCUUAGUAUCCAUGUAUGUGUUUCCUUGUCUCUUACACUCUCUUGUUAUGUCAGCUACUGGAACAGAACCAAUAAGCACAAAGACUACACCGGUUCAGAUAGAUGCCUCAACCAAGGGGCCUAAUAGUAGUAAGAACCCAGGAUGCACAACAAGCUGCGGAUUCAGGCUACCAAGGAAAACAGAAGCCACAGCAGCAAGAUUGAUCAAGCAUCUUGGCUGUAAAUUUGCAAAAAGUUUGCGUCUUGUGGUGAUGAGGAAGAAGAGAAAAUCUCCAGCUUCGAAGGUUUCUCUUCUUCCUCAGGGAGAUCUCAGCCGUGAUCAUGCCAAUAAGCAAUGACAGUCAUAGAUCAGAGGCUAUAGAAGACUGCAUAGAGUUCAUCAACUCAUUAUCCUCCUUCACCAGAUCAAACUCUACUUCUUAA
This is a messenger RNA of Eruca vesicaria subsp. sativa (arugula), 723 nucleotides long. The record is from the annotation of a GenBank genome assembly. Lineage: Eukaryota; Viridiplantae; Streptophyta; Magnoliopsida; Brassicales; Brassicaceae.